GCACAGCCUUCGUUACCGUGCCGCUCGAUGUCACAAACCCGAUCUUUGGAAACCGGAAAAUGGUGGACUCGUUGUCAUAGUCUGCCAUUUGCGUGCCUUGCGUUUGUUCUCGUAGCGGAGCGUACGCAGCCACUGCUGUGUUUCCCGCAGCCGGGUUGAACGUGUCCACCAUCCAGACUAACUUAGUGCUGUGCUGAGGGCCGGUUCGACGUGUAAGGUAGUUGAUUUCGUGCUUGGUCUACGGGAAAAAUUCUUCUGAUCUACGCCUAGUCCGUAGCUCGAUCGAUGGUCUUUACAAAGCCUUGCAGGCGAACACUGUGACACGCCCCAUCUCUGGUACACACUCACCCUAAAUGUAUUGAUUGACGAGCCACUCAUUAUGGCUCCAAAAAACAAGAAGAAAGAGGUAACGGCGCAGGAAGUGCCAGGGAGAAAUGAACAACCACCUCCAGACUGGCCAAACUUCGCACCACUGGUAUCGCCACUCGACCUAUCCUUGGAGGAAACAGUACCCAAACAAAUCAUGUGCAUACGCAACCUCUGGACCUCCACGCUUUGCAGAAAUUACGUCACGUUCCUCUCGUCGCUCCCGCUGACCACAACGCCUGGAAGACCAAAGAAAGGCGAUGCAGUCCGCGUUAACGAUCGCUACCAAAUCGACGAUCCUGUGUUCGCCACCCGGCUCUGGAACGAAACGGCUUUGAAGUACCUUGUCAGCACGGAUGAAGGAUCUGGAGUAGACGAAAACGAAAGGGUGAAGCUGUGGGGUGGUGAGGUCGUCGGGUUGAAUCCGAAUAUCAGGAUAUAUCGUUAUAAGAAAGGGCAUUUUUUUGACCAGCACUAUGACGACUCGAAUAACGUCAAUGUUGCCGCUGAGAACGGACAGCUUGUGCAGGCGAAAACUACAUGGACGCUCUUACUCUAUCUUACGUCGCCGGCUACUGGAUGCAUCGGCGGCGAAACAGUCUUCUACCCGGAUCCACCUUCCAAGAAAGCUGCUGCUCCAGAUCCAAUUGCCAUUGGGCUAGAGGUGGGCAUGGCUCUGCUCCAUAAGCACGGUAAAGACUGCAUGCUGCACGAAGGACGCGAGGUGACUGCUGGCGAGAAAUGGGUCAUCAGAAGCGAUCUUUGCGUCAAGCGAUGAUUUUUUCAUAUCUGCCUUGGUGCGUUAUAUUUACACAGAGGCGCGCAAAAGCAUAGAUGGCGCGUUAUAGGUUCUUGGCGGCUAGAAGUUUAGCAGCCCGCAACAGCAGCGUAAUGCUGCAGUACACGCUACCACCCCAUACACCGGUCCGCAGGGUUGCUAGCAGAUUGUUGCUACUGUUGGCGAUGUACACAACGACAUAAAUAGCCCUGCAGCGGAUAUUAGCCGUGUACAUCACAACGCACGAACGAGCCGACCAAAGUAUCACGCACCUAAACAAAAGAUAAAGCUUGGUGAACUUGUCGACUUCAUCGCCGCUAACCCCAGCGGAAAUCGCAGCCACUACAGCGGGCGCAAAGAGCAAGAGAGAUUCGUGCCCGUUCUGGUGUGCAGCGUCGGCACGCUUUGCACGCGCGAGAACAGCAUCGUCUACCUUGAGGUCACGGCCCAUAUUGUUACGGCCUAGGACGGUUUUGCGUCAGUAAGAGGCAUGCACAACGUCGAAAACGUAGGGUGACCAGUUCAACUGACCCAGUCUGUUGUCCCACUUGUAGCCACCAGCGCCCAGAGAUGUGACUUUGAACACAUGUGGCGCGAAAGUGAGAGCCCACGCGUAAACCACGCGGUACAGCGCGUCGGAAUAUGGUGACAUGGUGCAGCAAAUGUUCUGUACCGUGUUGGCACGGACUAAGCAGGUAUCUUGGUAAUUAUUUUUCUUUUUUAUGGAUGAAAGAAUGCAGCAGCGUUAAUAUGGGGAAGUCAACAUCGGCUUUAAUGUUCCUUAGCGACACAUUCGAAACCAUCCCCACCUCCUCAUGAUGCCGAGGCAGCCAGCUUCAUUUAACCUCUCGUUCCCCAUCGUGAACAAAUUGGCGCUAGUGGCGCACGUAGAAACGUUCUAGUCUGGCGAUCAUGACACAAAGCGGAUGAAUACAGACCUCCGAUGACGACGGGUUCAGGAAGAGUGCGGGAAGCGGGCUCGAAAUGCCCAACUAACCCGAUUCAGGAACCGAGAUGGGACUUCCGUCAAAGCUUUUAUCGAAGUCGAAUGGUUGAAGACACGGAAUGGCCCAGUGAGUUCCAUCAGGAAGCCGAUCCAGCGAACCGUCCGUUCGUGAAUCUGGAAUUAGUUUUCGGUUCCCUGCAGUCCUAGCGGUGCAACGCUACCAGCGGCAACCUCUUGUCCAGCCUUGCACGAAACCGUCCCAUAGUUGAGAAACUCUGCAUGUCUGGUAAACGCACAGAUGCUCGAUUGGUGCAUUUCAAUUUGGCACAAGGCUCUUUACAAACAGACGUCGUGGGAAGAUCAGGACCAGACAAGAAUAUCCGAAGCAAUGUUUGAACAAGUUUGGAGUACCUGAAGCGAUCGAGAGUCAAGGAGUUUACUGGAAGACAAACCUAGAAACUUUGACCGUACCUCUUUCUCCAAGUCUAUACCUGUGCGGACGGUCUAGUGAGGUCUAUUAUCUUUGGAACGAGUUUCGAGCUGCCCAGGCCAACGAGAACGGGACAGCUCUUCUCAUGCUGUUCACAAUCUCCACGGCAAGGGCUAUUCGAUUGCAACGAUCAGACAUUGUUUCAUGUGAAUUAACAGUUACUAGUAGGUUGUGCAAGAUAUUCCCUCAUGAGCGGACAAUCGUCGAUCGAUUUCUUCUACCACAACAAGUAUAACUUUACCGAUUAUAUCUAGAAGAGCUAGGUGCUGUAGUCUAUACCCUGCGAUCGACGAAGCGUAAAAAGUAUAGAUAUAUAGCAUCUGAGAAGCACUUGCACGCACAGGGACAACACAAGCUUCUGCAGCAGGUUCGUCUCUCAGUCAUGCGUUGCAGCUCAGAUGGCCCGUGAGGACUACUUGUGCAGUCCUGCAAACGUUCUGCGAAUGUGCAGGUGUCAUGGCUUGGUAUAAGACAUCGAGUUCACGUUGGAAGAACGAACAAAAGAAACGAAACAGAGACAACCACGGCAAUGUCUGCGGUCUCACGAUGGGGCUAUCGGCGUGAAUUGGCAAGCAUUCCUGGCUUGCCCACUGGGCUGGCGUUAACUUUCUGCGUUAACAGCGCUCCGUCAUGAACUUGAAUGCGUGGAAAAUAGUAAUUUUUUGUUAUUUAACUCCUGAUGCGUAUGUACGUAGUUUUCUUG
Messenger RNA from Verruconis gallopava, 3283 nucleotides. RefSeq lists its product as uncharacterized. Lineage: Eukaryota; Fungi; Ascomycota; Dothideomycetes; Venturiales; Sympoventuriaceae. Gene Ontology annotation, cellular component: endoplasmic reticulum. Gene Ontology annotation, biological process: peptidyl-proline hydroxylation to 4-hydroxy-L-proline. The transcript has 2 exons. The coding region runs from base 380 to 1144 and encodes 254 amino acids. Gene Ontology annotation, molecular function: iron ion binding; L-ascorbic acid binding; procollagen-proline 4-dioxygenase activity. The record is from RefSeq and is a predicted model, not a curated record.